Molecule: messenger RNA, 2003 nt
Organism: Drosophila takahashii
Lineage: Eukaryota; Metazoa; Arthropoda; Insecta; Diptera; Drosophilidae
Gene: IntS9
Product: integrator complex subunit 9
Biological process (GO): snRNA 3'-end processing
Cellular component (GO): integrator complex
Source: RefSeq, a predicted model, not a curated record
AUGCGUUUGUACUGUCUCAGCGGGGACCUGGCCAAGCCAUGCUACAUCAUCACCUUCAAAGGCCUGCGGAUCAUGCUGGAUUGCGGCCUCACCGAGCAGACGGUGCUCAACUUCCUGCCGCUGCCCUUCGUCCAGUCGCUGAAGUGGUCCAAUCUGCCCAACUUUGUGCCACCGCGGGAUCACGAUCCCCAGAUGGACGGCGAGCUGAAGGACUGCUGCGGCCGGGUGUUCGUGGACUCCACGCCGGAGUUCAAUCUGCCCAUGGACAAGAUGCUGGACUUUAGCGAGGUGGAUGUGAUACUUAUCUCGAAUUAUCUUAAUAUGUUGGCCCUGCCGUACAUCACGGAGAAUACGGGCUUCAAGGGCAAGGUCUAUGCGACUGAACCAACGUUGCAGAUUGGCCGUUUUUUCCUGGAGGAGCUGGUGGAUUACAUCGAAGUCUCGCCAAAGGCCUGCACCGCUCGCCUCUGGAAGGAGAAGCUCCACCUGCUGCCCAGUCCGCUGAGCGAGGCCUUUCGGGCCAAGAAGUGGCGCACCAUCUUCAGCCUGAAGGAUGUCCAGGGCAGCCUGUCCAAGGUGACCAUUAUGGGCUACGACGAGAAGCUGGACAUUCUGGGCGCCUUUAUUGCCACCCCGGUGAGUUCGGGCUACUGCCUGGGCUCCAGCAACUGGGUGCUGAGCACGGCCCACGAGAAGAUCUGCUAUGUGAGUGGCUCCUCCACGCUGACCACGCAUCCUAGGCCUAUUAAUCAAUCGGCACUGAAGCACGCCGAUGUGCUCAUCAUGACGGGAUUGACGCAGGCGCCGACUGUGAAUCCGGACACCAAGCUGGGCGAGCUGUGCAUGAAUGUGGCUCUGACCAUCCGGAACAAUGGCUCCGCCUUGAUACCCUGCUAUCCCUCUGGCGUGGUCUACGAUCUCUUCGAGUGUCUCACGCAGAAUCUGGAGAAUGCCGGGCUGAAUAAUGUGCCCAUGUUCUUCAUUUCCCCCGUGGCCGACAGCUCGCUGGCCUACUCGAACAUCCUGGCCGAAUGGCUCAGCUCGGCCAAGCAGAAUAAAGUUUAUCUGCCGGAUGAUCCGUUCCCUCAUGCCUUCUAUCUGCGGAAUAACAAGUUGAAGCACUAUAACCAUGUGUUUUCCGAGGGCUUCAGCAAGGAUUUUCGACAGCCCUGCGUGGUUUUCUGUGGGCAUCCCAGCCUGCGUUUCGGCGACGCGGUGCACUUCAUCGAAAUGUGGGGCAACAAUCCCAAUAACUCUAUAAUCUUCACGGAGCCGGACUUCCCCUAUUUGCAAGUACUGGCGCCUUUCCAACCGCUUGCCAUGAAGGCCUUCUACUGCCCCAUCGACACCUCUUUAAAUUAUCAGCAGGCCAAUAAGCUGAUCAAGGAGCUGAAGCCAAAUGUGCUGGUCAUCCCGGAAGCCUAUACAAAACCGCAUCCCUCGGCGCCGAAUCUGUUCAUAGAACAGCCGGACAAGAAGAUAAUCACCUUCAAGUGCGGCGAGAUCAUCCGGUUGCCUUUAAAACGCAAGCUGGAUCGAAUUUACAUCACCUCGGAGAUGGCCCAAAAGAUAUCGCCCAGGGAAGUGGCCGCCGGAGUGACUUUCUCAACGCUGACUGGCGUGCUGCAGGUAAAGGACAAGGUCCAUUGCAUCCAGCCAUGUGCGGAUAGCAUUAAAGAAGAGACCUCCAGCUCAAGUGCCAGCGCUCCCACUAAGGAAGAUGUGCUAAAGAACGUAAAAUACGAGUACGGUAGCAUCGAUGUGGAGGCGGUGAUGAAGCGGUUGACGCAGGACGGCUUCUCCAACAUCAAGUUGGACCGCACUGGUGGCGCUCUGACCCUAAACCUGGUCAACGAGGAUACGGUCAUCAAGUUCGAGGACAACGAGACGCACAUCAUUUGCGGCGGCAAGCCAACCACUCGUCUCAAGCUUCGGGAUACCUUAAUGAAGUGCUUGCAGAGUUUUUGAAAAACAUAAAUGUAUUCCUUAAACCUAAAAAACAA